Saccostrea cuccullata (small rock oyster) is the source of this 1763-nucleotide messenger RNA. RefSeq lists its product as uncharacterized. The coding region runs from base 139 to 1209 and encodes 356 amino acids. Lineage: Eukaryota; Metazoa; Mollusca; Bivalvia; Ostreida; Ostreidae. The transcript is spliced from 9 exons. The record is from RefSeq and is a predicted model, not a curated record.
UAGACGCUUACACAUAUUUUUUUUUAACUUUAAAAAAAUUAACCUGCAAUUGUGUUCGUAGGAUAUCAGCCUUUAUGUGCAUCCAUUGAUUGUUUUAUAUAUGGAUGUUUUUCCUCAAGACUAAGUUAGAAAUGAAAAAUGUUUCAGUUUCGAGGUUCAGGUGUCUUCUUAUGGAUACUUUAUACGUUUAUUUCCAAGGUUUGUAAUUCCUCUGCCUUGAAAUGCUACGCUUCCCAGCCGACUGGAACUGAAGUCCAGAAAUGCCCUUUGACUCCGAAAGAACUUGAAGAAGCUGCACAGCGGAAAAACUGUGAGAUUAUUGCGCUUUCUCAAAAUUGCACGAAGCCUGAAAAUUUUAAGUAUCACUGUGUACUCAGUAUGAACAGGCAAUCUCUGAUGGAAGUUUGUGCACCAUACAUCUUUUCCCAAGGACAUUGUGUUGGCUUUGACACGCUAGGACUACUAAUUCAGCAGAUAUUUGAUAGUUCUUGUACUAAAUUCCCAGACCCUUGUCCUAUUAGAUUUGCUUCUUGGAACUCAUCAGCUUGUAUGUUGCAAUUAUUAUAUAAAAACAUUUCAGGUUGCUAUGAACUCAUAGAAAACAAGCAGAGGAAACCCAACGCUGGAGGAGCUGAGACAACUGCAGUGUGGAUUGGUGUCUCGUGUGGAACCUUUAUAUUUGGCUUAAUAAUGACAGUAUUGGUGCAAACGUUGUGUAGAAGACUAAAAGAUUAUAAAAAAAGAAAAGGGAAAAUUACUGAAAAUCAGAAUGAAAAUGACAAUUCCAAGGCAUUAUUAUGUGAUAUCAACGAGGAAACUGAUAUUUCUCUCACGAGAUAUGACGCUUCAGGAUUCGAUAAAGAGGGCUUUGAUAAAGUUAUCAAAGACUUUCAUUUAACGAGCGUUGAGGAAUUAUUUAAACAACACCAUAUUGACUGUGUUGUUACCUUUCUUGGUUUGGAUAAUGACAAACUGCAGAGCCUUGGGUUAGAUAUAGGCCAGCAGGAAAAAUGUAAAAACGCUAUUCGAAGAAUACAGUGUGCUUCCAACAACAAAAUGAGACGCCACAAGGGAGACAGUCAGACCAGCAUGUCCAUUAGUGAAAGAUCCGAGUCCAGAGACCAAUUUCCGUCAGCACAAUCUGUGCCUACAUCUACAGAGAAAAAGAAAAGGCCUCCUCAUAAAAGAACAUUAUCUUAUCCUACCUGAAACGUUUACACUGAUUAAAUAAACAAAUAAAAUUAAAACUGAAAUAUAAUUAUAUGGUUUCUUUACAUUUCGAGUAUUUAUUAUUUUAGUAAAACAAAACACCAUUUCUUUUCAUGAAGUUUAUAAAAAAUUCCUUUUGAAAGUUUAACUUUGCCACAUUAACAUUUUCUAGUAGUAUUUGUCUUUAAAGGAGAAGUUCUGAUCUCAUUAGAAAAAGUAUAAUUUUGCAAUAGCCAAUACUGUUUAUGAGAGGCUACAUAGACAAGCAAUCAAGUGUCAAUAUUCACUAAUAUAAGUUCAGUAACUCCUAUGAAAAAUAUUUCCAGAUAAUUUAUAUUAAGGUCAGGCGAUUCGAUGCCCGAAUAUCUGUUUUGUGUAGUUUUGCAAUGUAUUAAAAUUAUUCAAAGUUUUAGGUACAUUCCGAUUUUAAAACCAGUUUCUAAUUGUUUAAAAAAAAUGAAACGCCUAAAUUUAUUUAAGAAAAAUAAGUGUUUUCCCAAAAGGAGUAUGGAAGGAACACUACCUUCUGAUAUCUUGCACAAAUGUCUGGUGAC